GGGUGUCUUAAUCAUGCUUCAUCGUAGAACAUGUGCCCAAUCAGUAUAGAGCACAGGAGAAGAAGUAGGUAUAUAGAUCCAGUGGCAGGUGAGUAGUUCAUUUAGCUCUGGCACGGGAAGACCGCAGACUGACAUUGGUAUACCAAUCUGAAACACAACAAUGCAUUCUACCAUCAUCCUCCUGGGCAUCGUGCUUGGCUUGUUGACCCAGGCAUACACUCUACCUGUAAAGAACUCUACAGGAGUCCAUGAGGGAAAGGUGAGGCUGAAAAGGAAAUACUCAGAUGAAUUUACAGACCGUGAGGAAAUGAAUGUCAUGGAUCACAUCCUGGAGGUCAAUAGCAGGUUGCGGGGCCCUCGAGGACUGACGCUCAGAGAGGGAGAUAUUGCCAGUUCAUACAUACAGAGUGCAAUAACCUGCCCUGGCAAUGCCUGUCUGUGGCCCAAGUCAGUUGAUGGAUUUGUUUAUGUCCCAUUCAUCCUCUCCCCACUAUAUGACGACAUGGACAGAAUCACCGUAGAAACUGGGAUGCAAGACAUUUCCGCUGGAACAUGCAUUAAAUUUGUUCCACGCACACAUGAAGCCAGUUUCCUUGACAUUCAGCCGAGAUAUGGCUGCUGGUCGUUCCUGGGGCAAACUGGGGGAAGUCAGACCUUGUCACUGCAGACUCCUGGAUGCAUGUGGUCAGGAGUGGCCGCCCACGAGUUCAUGCACGCUCUUGGUUUUGUACACGAACAGUCCCGCUCAGACCGGGACCACUAUGUUUCAAUUGUAUGGAAAAACAUCAUGCCAGACCAAAUGCAUAACUUCAGGAAACAGCUGACGAAUAAUCUCAACAGCCCAUAUGACUACAACUCUGUCAUGCAUUAUGGAAGAUAUGCCUUCUCUGAAGAUGGUGGGCCAACAAUAAUCCCCAGACCAGAUCCUUACAUUCCCAUAGGCCAGCGAGAUGGACCCAGCGCUCUAGAUCUUCAUAAAAUAAAUGUCCUUUAUAACUGUGGUACCAAUGAGUAACUGGGUCCAGAAUAUUAAUUCUGUCAUUCUGUCAUAUUCUGGUAAAUCUGCUCUCACGCUGUAACUGCUGGUCUUUUGCAUUUUUGUGGGAAACAUUAACUUUUAGCCGUUUCCCCUUUCUGUAGUAAUAUUUUUGAAUAAUUACCACAAAUUACAGUCUGUACUUUUAGAUUUUGUUCAGUCAUUUUUUAGUACAAUCUAACAAUCUGACAGAAAGUUGUCAUGAGAAUAAAUGGACGAGUGGGAACAGUUUUGCUAAAAAUGAAUUCACAUCAUGCUCUCUCUGAAGGAGUUCUAUCCACUAUUCUUCUU
Molecule: messenger RNA, 1327 nt
Organism: Scophthalmus maximus (turbot)
Lineage: Eukaryota; Metazoa; Chordata; Actinopteri; Pleuronectiformes; Scophthalmidae
Gene: he2
Product: high choriolytic enzyme 2-like 1
Exons: 9
Coding region: 161-1015 (284 amino acids)
Biological process (GO): proteolysis
Molecular function (GO): zinc ion binding; metalloendopeptidase activity
Source: RefSeq, a predicted model, not a curated record